GAGUGGUGGUUCAAUGGCUUCUGCUUCAAAGUCUCAAGGAGAAACAGACGAGAGUGGCAGGAGGGUGGACUUAAAAUUGUCCUGAGAUCCUGUCGCCUUUAACCUGACAAGGGAGCACUAAAUGAUUAUAUCUGCCAUUGGAAAAGAACCUGGGGUGCUUCUGACCACUCAACAGGAGCAGAUGUCAAGCCAAGCACUACUAAGGGAAGGGGGGGAAGGGUCAACGUUGCCUGAUAAAGAAGAGCUGAACAGAAAGAUUAAAGAGCAAAAAAUUGUAGUUGAUGAAAUUUCCAACUUGAAGAAGAACCGUAAAGUUUACAGACAACAACCAAACAGCAAUAUAUUCUUUCUAGCAGACAAAACUCAAACUCUCUCCGAAUGCAAAAUUACUUUAGAUGAACUAAAGAAGGCUCAUCAAGAAAUAGAGAACUCAGAAAAGACCAAGACCAAGAAAUAAAUAAGUCCAGUACAAGUUGACAAUGUGUG
Pantherophis guttatus is the source of this 486-nucleotide messenger RNA. It is a transcript of the gene ASNSD1, whose product is annotated as asparagine synthetase domain containing 1. NCBI's taxonomy places the organism in Eukaryota, Metazoa, Chordata, Lepidosauria, Squamata, Colubridae. Gene Ontology annotation, molecular function: asparagine synthase (glutamine-hydrolyzing) activity. The record is from RefSeq and is a predicted model, not a curated record.